Messenger RNA from Cygnus olor (mute swan), 6868 nucleotides. It is a transcript of the gene TLR4, whose product is annotated as toll like receptor 4. The record is from RefSeq and is a predicted model, not a curated record. The transcript is spliced from 3 exons. Gene Ontology annotation, biological process: defense response to Gram-negative bacterium; immune response; toll-like receptor signaling pathway. Lineage: Eukaryota; Metazoa; Chordata; Aves; Anseriformes; Anatidae. Gene Ontology annotation, molecular function: lipopolysaccharide immune receptor activity; lipopolysaccharide binding; protein binding. Bases 216 to 2765 code for a protein of 849 amino acids. Gene Ontology annotation, cellular component: membrane.
CUUUUUUCUUUCUUUUUUAAACACAGAGUUGCAAGAAGCACAAGUCACUCCAAGCAUGUCUAGAAACUGGGCAGUCACCAGUUUCACUUCCCCUUGUUCUCUGCAGCUCGCAGUGACGUGCAGUGAGAAGCAGGAGCGGUGGGAGGCAGCGCUCAGCAUUUCAGGAGGUUUCUCGCUCCAGGUCCUUGUGUGACACCCAUGGUGCUUUCUCCUGCAUGCCUGGCCUCCUGAAGAUGCCCAGGAGAGCAGCUCUCCUCCCGUGGACAUUCGGGGAGCUGCUGCGGCUGGCGCUCAUCCUGUCGCAGCUGGCAGUCUGCCUCCUCAGUCCCUGUUUGGAGGUCAUCCCUAGCAAAGCUUUCAGAUGCAUGGGGCUGAAUAUCUCUGGAGUUCCCCCUGAAGUCCCAAACACCACCCAGGAGCUGGACCUCAGCUUCAACAAUCUGAAAUCACUGAGCUCAAAUUAUUUUUCAUCAGUCCCUGAACUGCGGCUUCUGGAUCUUUCAAGGUGCCACAUCCAUACAAUAGAAGAUAACUCUUUUGUGGAUCUUCAUGAACUUUCCACCUUAAUUUUAACUGCCAAUUCCCUCCAGUACCUGGGGUCAGCAACCUUCUAUGGUUUAACAUCUCUGAAAAAACUAGUAUUGGUGGAAACCAGCAUAUCCUCUCUGACUGACCUACCAAUUGGACACUUGCAUACCCUACAGGAGCUGAAUUUGGGCCACAACAACAUUGCUUCAUUGAAGCUUCCCAAGUAUUUUUCCAACCUGACCUCUCUCAGGCACCUGAGCUUUAUCUCCAAUAAGAUUACAUAUAUCUCCAAAGGAGACCUUGAUGCCCUGUGUGAAGCAAACAGGCUCAACCUCACCUUGGUGCUCUCUCUGAAUAAUAUAAAAUACAUCCAGCCGGGGUCCUUUGCAAAGAUUCAUCUUGGUGAACUGGUUCUGAGAUCCUCUUUUGAGAACUUCCAUGACAUGCACACUUCUCUUCAUGGCCUGGCAGGGCUACAGGUCAACAGACUAAUAGUUGGAGAAUUCAGGGACAGUCAGAAACUGGAAGAUUUUCAGAAUGGACUCUUGAGUGGACUCUGCCAGGUACAGAUGCAGGAGUUUGUCUUAAUCUGUUUCAGGAAUUUUGAGAAUAACACGGACACCCUUUUUAACUGUAUAGGCAACGUCUCCAGUAUUCGGCUGGUGAACGUCAAUCUCGAAGAGGUGUCAGAGGUUCCUAUGUUUCCUCAAGUGAAACAUCUGGAAUGCAAGAAAUGCAAGUUCAAGGAAGUGCCUGCUGUGAAGCUGUCCCUCUUUAAGGAGCUGAGAGUGCUUCGUAUUACCCAGAGCAAACACCUUAAUAGCUUCCGGCAGAAAUUUAAGAAUCUAACUUACCUGGAGGUCAUAGAUUUGAGUGAGAAUCGGCUCUCCUUCACUUCAUGCUGUUCUCCUCAGUUUCCUGGGUCUGCAAACUUGAGACACUUGAACCUAAGCUUCAAUUCUGACAUCAGUUUGACUGGAGAUUUUACCAAUGUGAAGAAUCUCUUAUACUUGGACCUUCAGCACACAAAGUUAGACAACCAUGGCACCUACCCUGUCUUUCUAUCCCUUCAGAAACUCAUUUACCUUGAUAUUUCCUAUACCAAAACUCAUGUUAAAUCCGAUCAUGUAUUUCAUGGCCUGAACUCUCUGCAAGUGCUCAAGAUGGCAGGCAACUCCUUUGAGAACAAUAAAUUGUCCAAUAACUUCAAAAACUUGAGCCACCUCCACACCUUGGAUAUUUCAAAUUGCAAAUUAGUACAGGUGGAUCAAAGCACAUUUAAUGCUCUCUCUGAACUAAAAGAGCUGAACAUCAGCAACAAUAAGCUCCUGACCUUCGAUCCCGUAGUCUACAAGCCACUCCAAGCUCUCACAGCCCUGGAUUUCAGCCACAACCAGCUGAGUGUCCUGUUGGACUCAGGCCUGGAAAUCCUGCCUGCUAGUCUGGUCUACCUAGAUCUCUCUCACAACUUGUUUGAAUGCUCUUGCAGUUACCUGAACUUUAUGAAAUGGAUCAAAGAAAAGGAGGACCUGCUGCAAAACAAGCAUUUAAUGGUAUGCCACACACCUGCAUACAUGAAGAACUUGAGCCUGUCAAGCUUCUACAUGUCCUCCUGCCGUCCCAGCCCAAGCACAGUGGCAUGCUCAGUGGUCAUAUUGCUUGCUGCAGUGGUGUUCAUAUUCCUGAUUUACAAGUACUACUUCCAGCUCUACUACUUCUUGGUGCUGCUCAGUGGGUGUAAACACUCUGCAGAAAGGGGAACCACCUAUGAUGCCUUUGUUAUCCACUCCAGCAAAGACCAAGAAUGGGUGAUAAAAGAGCUGGUUGAACCCUUAGAAGGAGGAAAACCUCCCUUCCAACUCUGUCUUUACUACAGGGAUUUCCUACCAGGGGUACCCAUUGUCACCAACAUCAUCCAAGAAGGUUUUCUAAGUAGCAGAAAUGUCAUUGCAGUCAUCUCCACCGACUUUCUGGAGAGCAAGUGGUGUAGCUUUGAGUUUGACAUUGCCCAGUCCUGGCAGCUGGUUGAAGACAAGGCUGGAAUCAUCAUGAUUGUACUUGAAGAAGUGAAUAAGACCUUGCUGAGGCAGAAGCUGGGGCUGUCCCGAUACCUCAGGAGGAACACCUAUCUGGAGUGGAAAGACAAGGAGAUAAGCAAGCAUAUCUUCUGGAGGCAGCUCACAGGAGUCCUGCUACAGGGCAAAAAAUGGAAUCAAGAGGAGGAAAAGCUCAUGUGAAGAGAAAGAUCACUUCCGUCUUGUCUCCCAUCCUGGCCUUGGCUGAUGAUGGCUGGCGCUUAGAAGCUGGCUCUUCUGUGGCUGUUCAGAGCUGGAGGAGGUGGAUGGAGGCACUGUAAAAGCACUACAGAAACACCCAUGAGCCCUUCCUCAUGGGAACUUGCAUGCUAAGGAGUGACAGCAGCUAGAAGAGCUGCAGAUGCCUGAGCUCUGUGAUUGUCUGUAGCUGUCAGUUGAAGCUGGUCCAGCAAUUCUCACAGGUCUCGUAGGCUGGUGAAUGGAUGUAAGAAUGGAUGGAUCUUACCAUCAUUUGUCUGCCUCUGAAAGAGGAUUUGGGUCCAGGGGACACUCAGUGGAACUUUAGGGUCUGUCACUUUGAGUGGACCCAGGACUUCCUGGGGAGAGCAAAGGAACAGGAAAGAGAAACAAGAUUUGGAUCCUGAAAAUACUGGGCAAACCUUCCUAGGAAGCAUGAUUCAGGGGAAAAUCCCUACAGAGGGAAAUGGGCUGCCCUACAGCCACAGACCAUCUGGCAACCACUCGGUAAAGCUGAGCAGUUAUGUCAUCAGUGUGUGUAGGGGUUGUUAGUGGUGGGAAAUUUCCCCAAAAUGUUUGAUUAAAUUUUAUUUGUACCAAGACCAAAUAUUGAAACCCCCAGAUAUUUCCAUGACCUGCAACUCUUAUUUAUGUCCAGAUUUAUGUAGCAUUUGGGGGAGUGGUUUGGGAUUUUUGUGUGGGAUCUGAAGGUUAGUGCGACCAGAAGAAGCUGCAGAAAUGCUUAAAAUCUUUUAAGUCAAGAUAUUUCUUUGCCACAGCUGCUUCUCCUGGUCCAAUGUUUCUUUAGAGCCAGACAAUUCUAGAAUAAGCUUUUCCACCGUAUGUACCAGCCUUAAAUCACUGGUGUAAGGUGCCAGAGAAGUCUCCAGCCCAUGGGAUGAAAUGGGCCUUAGAUAUGGUCAGACCUAGCCACAAGCCCAUCUUCCUUCCCUCACCACCCUAUGGCAUCCUCUGGUCCCGUUGGGCGUCUGAAGGGUUCGGCUGCUGCAGUAACGGGUCGGAGGCUGGAAGGGAGAGUUUUGCUUUUGUUUCACUGAGAACGUGCCUGGCAUUUCCCAGGGAGAAGAGAAAGAGGUGAAAAGCCUGGGUUAGCUAUACUAAAUGUAUCCCGGCACUACCCUGAAUAAAGGGAGGGGAACUCUAAAUGCCAUUCAGUCAUAUUGCUGAGAACUCUAUUGAUGUGUUGAAUAUUGAAUGCUGCUGGAGUAUUGGUCUCUAUUUACAGAAGGCUUUGGUUGGGAUUAAUCACUGAAUUAGUCUAGUUUUAAACUUGCAAAUCCUUCUAUAAUCAAUGACGUUCUACAGAGGUAAAACAGAAGCAAUUGAGUGGUGAAUCAGAUCUGAUAUUUAUUCGGAAGGGCCUGAUCCAUCUCACUUUUCUCAGCACCAGCCAGCGACAUUGCCAUGGAAGCCAGUGAUAGGCGAGACUGACUUCAGACACUAUUUGCAAAAAAGGGAGAGCUAAUUUCAGGGUUCAUGCUGGCAAAAGCCGAAUCACAGUCCCCACUCCAUGAGCUCUGUCAGCAGUAGAUCGGGAUAACACUACCAAAAAACCUACAGCCCUCCCUAAGGUCUUUUGUGACCCAUGAGGCAAAGCUUUAAUAAAACUAAGCUGGAUGCUGCGUUUGCUUGCCCAGAUGGCUUGUUUUGCAUCUGCUGAGCAUUGUUGCAGCCAUAUCGGAAGCACGAUGCUCCUUGCCUCUGCCAUGACCACGGUGCCCGGAGCAGCACCCCAGAUCCUUACCCAGGGCAAGGUUUGGGGUAUGGUGGAGCCCACCUGGGGCAGGCAAAGGCACAGGAGACGCGGGCACAGCUCAAGGUUCCCUGCAUCAAGGCCACAGGAGAGCACGGAGGACAAAGCAAAUAUUAGCCCGCAUCUCAGCAGCCACAAGUAAAAUUGGAAAACGAAUGAGGGAAAAUGAAAUGGGGUGGGAGUUACUGCUCCUGAAUUGAGCAGCACGGAAGCGACAUUUCUCCAUCGCUCUUUCUCUCUGCGGCUCCUCUGCAAACAAUUCAGUGUAUAUGUAUUUCUGGCACAAAGCACAGCCUCCUAUGAUUCUUGAUUGUAAUUAUAAUAAUGGGUUUCAGAAAGCCUGCAAGUGGUUCUGGGCAUUAUAAUAAGGGUUUAGGACAGUAUUGUUUAAAAAGUGAGUGUUUGUUGAAUAUCAAAGCAACUUCAGGAGGAGAGCAGGGGCGACGAUGAGAGGAGACUCCCACCUGUACAGUUUAAGCAGAAACCAGUCGCUUGUCAUCCUCGUCCUCUUCAAACACACUCAGAGUCUCCGCAGCAGAGGCAGAUAUGUGAAUUGCCCCGGGCCUUCCUGCCACCCAAGACAAAGCACAAAGCCAUCACGGCUCCUGGAAGGUGUGAGGGGAGGGAGAUGGUGAGACAGAGACUGGAGCAUUCAGAAAGCGAGGGAAAUGGAUGAUGUUCAUCCUCUGCGAGCCCAGUCAACACCAUUCCUCUUUCCCUCGAUGCAUUUAGAUAUUUCCCUUAGCCUUAGCAGUAGCUGGUGCUUUGAAGAUACAAGCUGAUUUAUUUUAUUGUCAAGACCUGCAUCAGAAGCAGGAUUUUUUUUUUUUUUCUGCAAGGCACAAUGCUCAACAGGACAGGCUGGCUGAGGACACGAACACCCCUCGAUGGGACCUGGGUGCCAGGCAGGGCUGUGUGCUGCAGUUUUCCACCUGUGCAGCCGCAGGCUUUGCUGGGUGAGAUGCUCCCAGCCCUCCCUCUGCCCAGCCUGACCUGGCAGUGACUGUCUGCCACCAAAAGUACUCCGUGGUUUAUAAGCUGAGGAGGUAAAAGGCUGUGAACAAUUGUAUUUUCGCUAUUUAUCUAGCAGGGAAAAAUUAGAUUUGGUUUUAGAAGACUCAGAACAACUUUCUUUUCCCACUAAAAUAAGAGCAAAUCCUCCUCUCAAACCAAAACAGUGCUAGGUCAAAGAAAAAAUAUUUUAGAUCACACACGUAUAUAUUUGCCCUUGUUAUAGGAAGCAAAUUUCCAAAAGAACACUCGUGUCUCCAAAUACGUUGGUAUGCAUUUUUGUUUCAAAGUGUUCACUGUGCAGCAGGUAGCUUUAAUAUUAUUAUUUACUCAUGUGGGUGAAUAAAUGAGCAAGCAACCAAACAUCCGUGCAGGUCUGCGUUCAUCUCUCAUGUAAAUAGCAGAGCAUGUUCCAGUUAUUAAAGCAUCUAUGUGGCCCAGGUCAUAAAAACAGAUGGAGAUGAAGCUCCAAAGGGCUGUUGCAGCCAAGAUAAUUUCAUCUCAUCUGUAACAGGGAUGUGCCCUGAUUUCAAUAUGUGCUUAAUUUGACCCAAGCGAAGCACCAGUACAGACGGAGCUCCGGUCCUACUUGCGUGGCAGAGAUUGGUGUCUCCGAGGAAGGCAUCACGAUGUGCCAGCAUCAUCGCUAAGAUGUAGUUUGCAGCGAGGGCUCUGAACUGAGCAAACCCUUGUUAGCAUGAUUGCAUUUGUGGUCUCCACACUGUAGCAGGGACAUUAUGUAAAAAUGGAAAAGAGAGCCACUGGCAUUUCUGCCUGCCUGGCUCUGGCUGGCUGCAGGAACAGCACUGCAUGAAGGCUCCCUUGGCCUCCCCAAGUAUUAGCACAGAUUUCUAGUGUCAGUUUAAAAAAACACACACAACACAACAAGAAAAAGCAGCUGGUUUCUCUGGACUGACUGAUAUUUGACAAGAACAGGUUGAAACUUUUCUGGAAGAGUGCUUGUCCUUUGGGAAAUGCUAUUUUGUAGGUGGUUUAUGUAAUUUAAUGAGGUAGUGCAGAUAAUCUAUGGAACAGAAAUAGUCAUAGCAGGGUUUCUGGCUCAGUAUUGCAUGGGGUUGUAAUCUUGGAACAGUCACUUCCCAUGGAAACAGCGAUUUUAACAAUGUUUUGGAGAGGUUGGAAAAAAAAGAUUUCCAAAAAGAAGUUAAGUUGCUCCAUAACAUCACUUUUUAAAAUGCUGGUUUAGUCUCAGGCUGUUGUGUGUCACAAUAAAUUUUAGUUCUGAAAUUUCUUUCAAUUUGUAUAAUCUGACUAACCUUCC